UCCAUAUCAUCAUGGCUUAUAUCCAUCACCCCAUCUGCAGCAUGCAUAUAGCAGGUUGGAUGAACAGUUGUAUCUGGAAAGAUGUGGGAUUCUGAGGCCACCCCUCUUUCCUGCACUACCUCCUUCAUACAUGUACAUGAGGUACCCACAAGAUAUGCUACCUUCACCAAUUGGGCUCCUCUCACCUGUUAUGCAUGAAAGAUUAAAACUGGAGGAAGAACACAGAGCUCGGGAAACUCAGAGGCUGAGGGAUGAAGAAAAAGAACGUGAACAAGAGAGAGAGCGUGAGAGAGAACGUGAAAGAGAACGGGAGAAAGAAAGACGGGAAAAAUCACGGCGGAGUCCACGAGCUUCUCCCAGUCACCAUCAGGACCUGCCAGCUAGGAAGGCGCCCAUAGGAGUAGCACGAGAUCGAGUGUGCAAUGACCCUCCACGAGGUCCUCCUCCUCUAAUUGCACCAGGUUCUAUUCCUACCCCAACUGCCGUUACCCUUCCUCCACCUUUACAUCCUAUUCCUCCAAAUCAACUACAAGCAGGUUCUGUUGAAACAGACCUCCUACCUCCACAUGCAGCAGGUAAAAAUCUGUCAUCCUCGUCACAUCUCAGACUGCAUCCACACACUCCUCCAUCUCAUCCUCUGGUUCCUCACCAUCCACAUACUCCACCAUCCCAUCACCACCCACUUACACCCCCAGGAACUCAUCACCACCAUCAUCCACACACACCACCUAGUUCUCAUGCAUUGGCACCACCUCCACACCAUCCUCAUACUCCUCCAUCCCAUCCUCUUGUACAUCAUCCUCAUACUCCUCCAGCCUCUCACACUCUUACCUCCCAUACUCCACCAUCACAAAAUCCACCAGUCCACCACCCUCCUGUUCAUUCUUCCACUACCCCUCCAGCUUCCUUGUACCAUCAUACAUCUAGUCAGCAACAUACCUCUCUGGCAACAUCUGUACAACGUACAAAUAGUGGUAAUUUGACUCCUGGACGUUCCUCUGCAUGCACCAAGGACCAAUCUGGGGUUGUUACUACACAUACAACCACCCCUGCCUCUGGAUUUGUACGCCCAUUUGAGGACAGUUUCCCUCAACAGCAUGGCAGCAACAGGCGUUCACCAAUUAUCCCUCCUCCACCUAAUUCUCAUUCAAAUCCCUCUCCAAGUGAUGGUAAUCCUAUUAACAAAAUCCAACACUCUCAGCAAUCUUCAUAUCACCCAAGUGGACUGCAGGCUGGAACAAGUCCUUGUAACACCCAGCAGACUACUGCUGUUGGUGGUCAGGAUGCUUGCGUUACUCCUGGUGGGCGCAAUGCCGUGUCACAUCAACACAGAGGACCUUCAGGAAAUACACAGUCAGUGAAAGAAAAUUGUGGGAGUGUUAUGUGCUUUAAUAAACCUGUCAUGACAGUGAAUCAGAGUGAUAACACAACAGGAUCAUCAGCAGUAGCCCGUAAGCUGUCAUCAACAUCCCCAUCACGUGGCUGUAGUCAACUAGAUGGCAGCUGUCAUUCUCAAACCAUGGCAUCAUCCCCAACUACUACAAGUACAGUAGAUCAUGUUGGGACUUCACAGCAGCCACUGCUUCAAACAUUUCAGCAACCUGUAAUCAGUCAAAUGUUGGGUCAACCUUCCACCUCCUCCAGUCAAAUGUCACCAAACAGCAUUUCUCACCAGUCAUCUCCAUAUCUUCAGCAACCUACUCAACCUAAUCUAAGCCAGCAUCAGUCAUCCCAACUUCUAAGUCAACAGCAGUCAUCUGUUCAGCAUCCUUUUGUACAUACCUUAGGCUCAAGCCAUCAGAACCAUCAGCAGACACAAUCGGCAACAUCGCUUAACCCUUCAAAUCAGUCACAACAACAAAUUCCAGUGUCACAUCAGCACAUGGUCAAUUCUUCUUUGCCUUCCUCUUCGGCUAGUUCCAUCCAGCCACCUCAUCAAUCUGUGCAAUUGGCACAGACAACUGCACAACUCCAUCCCUCAUGUGUAUCUUCUCAGCAAGGAAGUACAUCUCAGACAUCUGUACACGUAUUGAAUUCACCAUCCAGUCAGCAUCAAAACUCAUUGAACUUGAACAGUUCGUUGCAUCCAGUGCCACUUCUUUUAUCCAAUCAGCAUCAUGGAACCAUGCUUCCAGCUACAACCCUUGUACAAGGUACUUCAAAUUCAACUGUCCAGCAUCAGGCAACGCAGAACUCGAGCAGUCACCACCAAGGGCCUUUGACACCAGCUAGCCAGCUUCAAACAAUCAUGAAUCCUGCACCUGUGUGCAGUUCACUACCGUCUUGUAGUAGUGCAGUGACAUUGGUUGCGUCAAAUCACUCCUCAACAGUAUUGGCCUCAACAAGUAGAAAUGGACCGGCAGUAUCUGGUUUAGGUACUGUACCGGCAGCUGUUCUCAAUGUACCAGAUGCAGCUAAAGUUUUAGCGGCUGUUUCUACAAACAAGGAAGGAGCAACAAAUAUGUCUGUGUGGGACUACCACUACCUUAGUCGCAGUAUAACCAAUCACCGUAGUGAAGCUGACGCCAACACAACACUGAUCAGCAAAUUAGACCUGGCAGAACAGAGACGCAAAUCUCGCAUCAGCAGCAGUAACAACAACAAUCUAGGCUCAGAUUCAGAUGGAGAAGAUGGAGGUGCAGGAUCAGAUACCUUGCUUACUAUAUGGAUAACUAAGGGCCCACCUGCACAGCUUGAUGCCCCACCUGGGAAACUCAGGUUCUUGCGAUUGUUUGGACUAACUACAAUUUCUGUAAGGAAUGAAUAUGAGCUGCGCAAAUUGGAACGUUGUCGUGCCCGGAGUCCUUCACUUCCACUGCAGUAUGACAGCCCUCCUUCAGCUGACACCAUGAGUCCACCAUUGCCAUUAGAUUUGCCUCUUCCAUGUGGAAAUCCUGAUGUACUCUGCAGAACACCAGACUUUAAAGGAAAGCAGCGUUUUCUUCGUAACCUUUGUUUGGAGUCUGUCUCUAAGAAGGAGCGAGAAGAAGGAGAAGCUGUAUGGCAGAAUGUGCUAGCAGAGAGGUUGCGUCGAAACUCCCUCAAUCCGAUGGUAGUUUAUUGCAGUCAGACUUUAAAACCAGGUGUUAGGGUUAACAGUACUGAAGAGAAUGCCACAGACAGUACUAACAACAUUCCUUCCAGUUUGGCUUCUUCUGGUGAAAAGAAAUUAAUCUGCACUGUGGUAACAGAUUCGCAUGGUGGAAAGGCUCGUUUGCUAGCGGGUGGAUUGAAACGGUCUCUAAGUCCAUCCACUUCAUCAGAGAAGUCAUUGCUUGUCCUGCCUUCAAAUGGACAAAAUGGAACAAGACCGGGUCUUGUUCAUCAGCUGGCCACAUUGCAGAACGGAGUGAAGAGGUUUGCAGUUGACAUGGAUGGAACUGAGGCAUCUGUAGAGCUGUCUGAACAACAAGAUGGUGGUGAUGAUGAUGAUGAUGAUGAUGACAGACCUGUGAGGUGGCCAGGCUUGGAAAGAGUCAUGGAGGCCUACCAAAAAUAUGCUCGGGAACAGUCUUUGGAGCAUGCUGUUCUUAAACAGCAGUGUUCCCGGUUGUGUCACAUUCUUGCCGAGAAACGCCAUGAAGCAGAUGUAUUGGACCAUAGACUGAGGGAACUGGUGGCAACAAAAAGCCUACAGGAUUAUGAACGCCAUCGAACGCAAGCAGCAUUAGACAGCUUAAACUCAUGCUUGCAUCGUCUGAGGUAGCAUCAGGAUCACCGAGGCUGAAAGGUGGUGCAAGCAAAGUGUGAUGAUAAGCACUGUCAAAUCCAUUUGGUGCUAGAUGCCUGUGACUGCCACUUAUAACAACCAGCAUUUGAAAGCUCUAAACAUUGCUUUCUUGGUUGCCAAACAUUGCCAAAGAGCAUUCACUUGUUAGACAGACUUUGCCUAUACUGGCCAAAUUAAACAAUCUGUGUGUAAAGCCAUGAAAUUGUUUGGGUGCAAAAUUUGUUCCUUGAAUAUUGACCAUUGGAUCCAGAGGAAGUAUGCCUAGAAGUACUAAAUGUUUUCACAGUUGAAGUUUCCUAUCUUGCUGUGACAGUAUUAUUGAGUUACUAAUAUGUGCAAACAGGACUCUUGAAAUAUGCUCACCCACUUUCCACAGUAAGUUAACUGAGACCAGUGGGGAAUGUUUUUUUUACCAUCAUUCAAAUGGUAUUAAAAAUGUGUUUUAUAACAUUUCAGUGACUAUGGCCAUUUAAAUGGUGGCUUGCCCUAUGGAUGGAGGAGAUUUGAACCCCAUCCAUAUACCUGGUCUGUAUGACAUGUAGAUGCUAGUGUCAUGUGACACGCUAAGGUAUGUACAAGGUAUGGAGGUUGGCACUCAUGGGUUAAUCACGUGAGGUGCACAGAGUGAUUAGUUUUAUUUGUUCACUUUUGGUAAUUUUUAAUGUAUGUUUUAUCAGGUGAUUAAUCUCAUCAAUAAAGAGUGAAAAUCCAACAUUUUCAAGACUGUUUCUGUCUCCAUCAUGUGGAAUUGAUGUGUUGUGACACAAACUGUAGUCACUGCAUCUGGUUUUCUAUUCUCUUGGCAUGGUUGAUCACCACAGAAGACAUCCUUGGUUUUAAUCACCUAGAAAACAUCAGAUGUUUAUUAAACAUUGAGUGUUUGAACGUGUCUUUUAAGAAUAUUUUACUGAAGCAUACUGAAAGAUACAGGCAAGUGAAGGUUUUUAAGUGGCAAGUAUAUUUCUGGAGCCCUGUGUGCAGACAUGUGGAAUAGUGUGACUAUCAUUCUUGUAAUAUGCAUAAAAUUGGUGGUGAUGGUCGAAAGAUAAAUUAUAUACAAAUAUUGUCUUAACUGAUCCAUUGCUCAUCAAACAGUAAUACUCUUAAUGGACUUCAUUAUGACUAUCCAGCAAAAUGGCUCAUGGUUUCUUAGCCAUCCAUCUUGCUGAGUAGUGCAUUGUAGAAAUCCAGUUUAUAAAUUGACUAUUAUCCAUAGAUAUUAUGUUUAGAAACUGUCCUAUCGUGUUUUCAUGCUCUUCUUAAUAGGGUGACAGUCUUUCCUUUUUAGUUGCAUUUACAACUAAAAGCUGCAAAAUUUACCUGCUUGCUUCACCAUGUCUGUCUGUCCAUCCAGUUGCACGUAACAGCUUGAGAAUGACUAAGGGUUUACAUGAAAUGUGAUAUUAGGGAAUUUUACUAAAAUCUGUUAACAUUCCAAUAUACAUUAAAAUUGAACAGUAAUGGGCACUUUAAAUGAAGACCUACCUGUGUUCCUGCAUGCAAAAUUGACAGUUGGUAAUCCCUAUAUGAGGAAAAUCCUAUGUGAUAACUUCAUCACCCGGCCAGAUAUGCCCCAAUACCCAACCCAUAGAUCAUUUACCCUGGACAAAUAUGUCUCACUGGUGCCAUUCACAAAGGUCAGAUUUUUGUGAACACCUCAGAAUUGUUAUACUGUGCUUAUAUUUCCUUUUUUGUUUGUUCUGUUUCCUUCCAGGUAGUGCCUAGUUAACCUUAUUAUUAAAAUGUCUUAGAAUUUGUUUCUCUUAAAGUUGAAGGUGCAUGACAGCCAUCUCCAUACUCACUGCCAUGAGAACCAGAAAUCUCACAAGGUCAGCAGUCUUUUAUGUUAAAUUUCUUCUACAUUAAAUCAUUAAUUCCUGUACAAAAUAAAGGAUUUUAAUUUUUUUUUAUAAAAUAAUUUGUUUUUUAUUUCUGAACCAAUUAACUUUGCAUUUUAAUUAGAUGAAUUUUUCAAGAGACACAAUUUUGGUAUACUUCACAGCUUACACAUUAUAUACAUAAACAUCUUUAAUGUGCAUUACAUUCCAUAUCUCUCAUCGUGUUUGUAUCCCAAAAUUAGUCUGGGUACAUGUUCUGGAAAUGAGCUCUGUUAGAGAUUUUAUUCAUGUAUGUCAUUAAUGUACAUUACAUUCCAGUCUCAAUAUGUGCCUUUUUCUCUUUUCAUCAAGUAAAGAGGAAGUGUGCCCAAAAUUAGUCUGGUGACAUUUUCUGAGUGAGAUCUCUCUUACUGAAAAGAUUUUGCUUGGUAGUAGAAGGAAGUUGAAUGUUGGAUUUUCUUUGUAGAAGUACAGUAAUUUCAUAUGAAUAUUAUUUUAUAGCGUAAACCUGCCCUGGUUUUUAAAGGGAUGGUGAAAAACAUUCAUGAAGUAAUUACAGGUGUUCAUCGUAUGCACUCUUGUUUUAAUAGUCUAAUUGUAACAAUUUUACUCUCAGGUUUUUGAUUUAACAACAACCUGUCAUGUCUGGAUUUAGGACCAUAUAAAGAAGUCCAUAUAUCUUGCCCUUUCACAUCACGUUGAAAUUAUGUCUUUCUGUCAAGUUAUAGUAAGAAAUGUUUUGGUCAAAAUUAAAUCUUUUCUUGCUUCCAAAUAUGCUGAGAUAAAACUAGCUGCACACCCUGAAGGUUUUGGGGAAAAUUGGCACUUUGACUUUGUCAGUGGAUGCCAAGAAGUAAUCUGAAUCUGCUGCUGGAAUUCUCUCUUAUUUUUCCACUAGGAGAGGUGCAGGAAAUUUGUUAGUCUUGACCAAAAGCUGGUUACUUUGUAAAUUGAGAAAGACAGCAUAGUCAGAGGCAGUUAUGUGUAUCAUGGCCGUGUUAGAAUUAAUAACAUUGUUUACAGUAUCGUGUGCCAUAUUAAGACAUAAAGGUGAAAUUCUGCAUGUUAUUGAGUAAAUGUCGUGCAUUGAUUCGUUACUAAAAUAAUUUAACUAUAGUAGGAAUUUGUGUAAGCAGAGCAGUUCUCCUCUGCCUGUCUUGGUCUUUAAUAAUUUUUUCUGAAUGGUAUCAAUUUUAUUGCUUUUUCUGGAUACAGUCUUAAUAUUUGCUUCUUAUGGCAUAUUCAUUUUUAAACUAUGAUGUAAUUUAUUACAGCAAAUAGGGUAGUGAAUAACACCAUCACCAUCAAUUUCAUACACAUUGGCAGUGAUUGUCAAAGUGAAGAAAAUUUGAUUCACUAACAGAGAUAGAAUUUUGUCUUUGGACUUCAGAAUUUUCUAAUAUUAUUUUCUUUAAUAUGUGUUUAAAGCAAUCUAGAGUAAUUCUUAAAAGGAUUUUACAUUCUUAUGUAACAGAUUUUACUUUCUCAGUUUCCAUCAUGUAUUAUGACAGCAUAUUGGUCAGUCCAUGCAACCACUAAUUUGGUUUUGGUUGGAAAGUAUAAAGCUAACCCAAGAAUUUUGUUGUAUUUUUACUUACUGUGUAUUGAAUGGAUCAGUCUGGUGUUUUGUAGUCUUUUUAUUGAUGUAUAUUUCAUCAUAUGGAAUAUCCUCAGGGAAGCAUUAAUUGUAAUAAUUUGAAUCACAUCUUACAUUUUGCUUUAUAGUAAGUUAGAAAAAGUUGAAAAUAUUUACUUUUAAUGAAUAUGUCAAGUUACGUUAGCUUCAUUUAGGUAAGGUACUUGCUUUUAAUAAGAUCAGCUGAAGAUUAAGUUGUUUUCAUAAGAAAAAACUGAAUAUCCUAGUGUCAAGUUGAACAGCCCUGAAAGCACUUACAGAGGUCAGAAGAGAGAGUACAGCAUUUAUUUUAUUUUGAAAAUUACAGUUUUUAAAAAACUAACAAUUAGUCAUAUUGCCGACUCUGUAUCACUAAUGUGGCCAAUUCCAGGUCUGCCAAGUUCAUGUAUUGUCUGAUGGCAAACAGAUUAAUGUUAUUCUAUGCUGCUCAGCAGCUUCAACUGUUUUUAGUCACGUGAGAUUUAGUGUUGUCCAGUAUUGACAGUGACACAGUCAUUAAAGUUAUGCAUCCAGUUUAUGAGAAUAUCAGUGGCCUCUGAAUCUUUUGGAGUCAUCUGUGCUACUGAACAAGAUAUCUGAGUGUUCUCUGAGCAUUUCAAAUUUGGACAGCUUUUCAUGAUCUUAAUAGAAUUUCGAAAAGCAUCUUUUUUACAAUUUAGCCUUUUUUGUCAUAAGUUACCUACAGUCACAGGAGGAUUAUAUUGUUACGUAAUUGAAGUUUUCAUUAUCUGGCUGAAAAUAACUUUUCAAUAAUGCCAAAACUGGCCAUAUAGGGACAUUUUUUAUUAUAUAUUGUUUCUUACUGCUGUAUAUAAUUUGCUUCCUUGCACAGUUGUCUCAUUAAAGCAAUCAAAUUAUGCACAGUGUUAAUAUAAUGCAUUUCUGAACAAUGAAGGUGUCUUGUAUGCACUAACUAGCUUUGGCAGUUAUGGAAAAUCUUGUCAUCCUUAUUAAACACUCGCUUAAGAACUGCAUGACAUACUAAAGGAAAGUCUGUGAUUGGAAGCUGAAAUUACAUGCAUGAGUGGCCAUUUGGCAAUAUUCCAUUCAAAUACCCAACAUUCCUGAAGCAUUACAUGUUAAUGUAACUUGCAAGAUAUUUAUGGUAACUGGUUGUAAUUUUAAUUCUUUAGUACCUCAACAUAAUGAAUUUCAGUAUAUUGAAGAGAGAUGGUUCUAGGCCACCUGCAGGAUGUGCCAUAUGUAGAAAUUUACAUAUAAAUAUAAGUCUGCCAGUAGCUAAACUGCUUAUAUGGAGCCCUCACUUUAGAAACUUCAUAAGUGUAUUAAAAACAGAACAGAAAUGAAAAGCAGUUAAGAAAUACUAUAUUUCAGUGUUUAUGGUCCUUAGAUUUUUUUAAUAAUUAUUUUCAAAAAAUGUUGUUUUAUUGAAACAUUUUCUUUCCAAGAAUAAUUUUAUGUACAGUGUGGCCCAGCAUAAAGUAUUCCUAAAGACAACAGCUCCUCCCUGCACAGGAUACAGGAUUUGCUGUUUCCUAGGGAGAGAUGUUUGCUUUUCUUUGUGUGUUGUACAAUGAAUGUAACAGGUGUUGUAUUUUGAACACUUUUUACAAUCUUACAGAAGAGGUCAUUGGGAGAGGGAGGAUGCCAAUUUAAUGCAAUUUGAGAAGCAUACAAAAUUAUGAAAACAAGCACCAGCAAAACACGUGUUUGUGAAAGAUUGUGGAAUAUUGUUAGCAUGUUGACAUAGUGAAUGGAAACACUAAACAAGUAACACUGUCCAUGUAGGAAUGGUGUUUGACAGCAUUUUGUAAUCUGCAAGUAAUUUCAAUGUUGUAUGUCCAAGUAAUUGGGAGUAAAUACAGGAUAGGCAGCGUUCAUCAUUUUUAAAGAUUCAUUGGUCAACCACAGUUUAUUCAGAGUAAUGUGAAUUGAGAAAGAAAUGUUUGCUGUUACUGAGUAACAUAAUAACAAAAUGACUUCUUACCAGAUUAUAACUUUUUCCAUUACAAGUAGUAACAUGACUGGUGAUAUGGCAUUAAUUUCUUCAGAAAUUCUCUGUUUUUGAUUUUUUAAAUCUGCCAGACACAUUUUAAAUGCUUUGUUUCUCAAGUAGCUCCUUAAAAAGAAACCACAAGCUGACAGAUCGCGCAAAUGGGCUAGCCAAGAAAUGUUGCCAUAGUGGGAAAUUAUUCUGUGUUCAUCAACUGCCAAGCAGUAUGUGCUGUCACUCUGUCUUGUUGGAACCAAACAAUAGCAAGGUCAUCAUCAUGGUAGCAUGUAUCUGGAAGCAAGAACUCCUUCACCAUAUGCGACUGAUUAGUGACUCAUACUCUUUCAGUGUUUUCUGUGCCUGCGUGGCCCUGACACUGCCUCCAGGUUUUUUGUUUGUUGUAGCCGCUGUGGUUUGAAACUUCUGUCCUCUGAUCUUGAUGGUGGUGUGAUUUAGAACCUUUAUAUGUAUCCUGUUGUAAAACUACUAUGUGAAUGUUUGUCACAUUAGAGUUAUAUUUUAAAAAUGUCUCUAUGGCAGAUACACAGUGCACAGCUGACCACAUACGUGUUUACUAAAAAUGGUGUCCUUAGCCGAAUGCUAUGUUGCAGUCACUUUCAUCACUUCCCUGGGACCACUGGAGUACUUCAUAAAUCAAAAUGAUGAAUGAAUGAAUGCUGCCUCUGCUGACAUACAGAAAUAGUUAUUUUUUACCUUGACAUAUUGCAUAUACUGCCUAUUAUGAAAUAGACAGGGGAACUAAUGUACCAUUAAUGGUGUGAAUGACAUAACUUGAUCGGUGACACUGUUGUAGGAGCAUUCUCAAGCCACACCAAACAGAAAUGUGUGCUGUGAAGUAAAGAAUAAUGGAAAAUUAACAGAUGUUUUAAGGUUAUUUUCAUAUAAAAUCUCAUCUUGCUAAGAAAUUUCAACUGAGCGGGUUGUCCAAAAUGAGAAAUGAUGGUGUAAAGGAUCACAAAAACAUAGAGAACAUUUGAGAAAUUUAUAAAAUUAUUUUUGUCCUAUGGUGAACUUGCUUGGUGAAGAUUUAUGUCUGUUAUUAGCCUAAUUUUCUCUCUAAGAAAAGUGGACUGUUCCCAUCAUAUCCAAAUGUAUUUGAAACCCCUCUUACAUUUUGAAUUAGUUGGCAUUUCCUUUAAACUUGGUAUUGUAUCAAAACCACUACUUCCUUAUUUUUCUGACAUGUAAAAUAGACAUUGAUUUAAAAUUUGAAGUAUACAUGUAAGUAAAGGUGUAAACAGAUCACAGUGCUUUGAAUAGAUAAGUAAGUAAUCAUGCUUUGUAAGCACUGUUGGCAAUAUACACAUUGUUGAUGUAUAUCGUGCUAUCAGUAUGAUUUUAAAUUGGCAUCGCAGUAUUGCACUUUGCAGCAAGAAUAAAGCAUUUGAUAUGUGAAGUAUGGCCUCAGGUUCUUGGUAGACUUCAUAAGACUUAGCUAAUGACAUUGCAUAUGCUACUUAUUGUUCUGGUGUGUUAGUGUAUUUAUUUUUACAAUAAUUAUGGACUUCAGGUAAUUUUUUUAGAAAAGUUUAUUUCCUAAUGCUAAAGUAUUUAUUUUGUACAGUCAGCGGUGAAUCCUAGUCUAGAAGUGGAAAUGCAAUAUUAUUAAAUCCGUACCACAUUGCUAAGGUAUAUUACUAUUACAGAUAUUCCACUGUUGUGUUAUGUACCUCAUUAAACGUUUCUUUUAUAUUCCUCCAAUUACGUGGACUGGUGGCACACUGCUAUCCAAAUUGGAGCGUUUGCCAGUCUUUAUAGUUUAUCUCAAAUUUUGUAUGUCAGUUCAUGUAAUGUGGUUAACUUUCCUGCAUUAUGUUACACAUAACAACUUGAUAAAAUUAACUUUUGAUAAAGAAUACUUUCACUGUUAUCUCAGGCUGAGGUUUAGACCACUUAAUUAUAGGUAUUUUAUUUUGUCGUGCUAUAGUCUUUCAUGAAGCUAUUGGAUGGAAAUGUACUGGCAUGAAUUUGCAAGCUUGGUGUACAUUUAGUGAAUGAAUUUCUGUAAGGGGAAGGGAGGAGGAGUGGUAUCAGUCAGUUACUAUGAGGCCUGAUGUCAUCUGUAAAUGAUAAUGUGCCUCCUCUGAUUUAUUCAGAUGAGGCAGUAUUUACCCUAUCUGAAAUGUUGUGUAGUGAAGGUGUGAGCUUUGCGGAUUCACACCUUCUACUGUAGGUACUAUCAUGUCGUGUGUUCAAAACAUACAGUGUAUAGCAUUGCUGCCCUUUGUUACAUUACACAUUGCUAUUUUAAAAUAAAACUGCUGACAUAUCACAUGCCACUUGCUCAAAAGACAUUGCGGGAAAAGUUCACUAUAGACUGGAUCAUUGCUGUGUAGCAUGUAGAUUUUGGUGUGGACUUAAAAUACCAUGAACAUCCUCAAAAAUUUAAUAUGCACUCUGACUUUCAAAGCAACACUUUUUGAAAGAAAGGUGUGUGUUAUUCAAGUACGUAGGUUGUAGUUUGAUUACAAAAGCUAAUGAACCAGUGUAGCUAUAAAUGCGAAAUUUUGUACGUACAUGGGUCAUUAAUUUACAUUCAGAUUUGUACAAGGCUACCUUUUUAUGUUAAAUGCUUUAAACAUAGCACUGGUGGAAAACUUCAGACUUUAUCUGGAAAAGGAAAUCUGUACUAGUGGACAUACCCAUUAAUAUCUUGCAGUCCUGGUUAGCAUGUCUGUAUAGAUUAAAACAUUUAAUUGAAAGUGUAUUCCCACUGUAUAUAUAUGUAAUUUGUUGUCUUGGCUUCAAAUACGUUUUGUAUAUGAACAAAGUUGUCGCUGAUUACUGUACAAGGGAUAGUGAUUGUGAUAAUACAUAAUCCUAACAGAGUAAUAAGUGAAAUGCUGUUUGAAGUCUUUAAAAUGAGGGCUCAUUAUAGGAAUUUUGUAACAACGGAGGACCUUUGCAGCAACUGGAGGUUGAAAAGUUGCUUUGUUAUUUUAGUGGGAUUGAAUUUGUUAUAUUGCAUUGACGCGUUGAAAUCUGCUAGAUCCUUCAGUGAUGUGUCGUAUGUAUCACUUUACUAAGGCAGCUACUGAUGCAGAAAAGCAUUGUGAAAUGAAACUGAUUAAAAUAGUCCAGUGCAACCUAGUCUAAAACCUGUUAAUGUAUUUAUACUCAUAUGAUGGAUGAACUUAUAAGUGGUUGAAAUUUUAAUUUCUGAUUUCAUCUGUUGGCCAAGUUAUCAAGAUUAUUAAGGGUCAUAAAACAUGCUUGGCUUAUCUAGUUACUCUUAAAUACUGUUCAUGACAUGUAACGUCCGAUAAUUGGUUGUUUAAGCUUUGAAACCACUCGCCUUGAAAAACUGUUUCUGUCGUCAUUAGUGAUGUGACUGACAGAGGAUCGAUCGCCCUUUCUUUUUUAAACCAAAGUCUCUGAUGGAUUAUGUUCCCAGGGAGUGGUUGAUAAUUGUCACCUCUUUUUUUAUGGUUAUAUUUAUUGUGUAUUUACUAUAUAUAAAGGGGUUAAGAAAAUAUAAAGAGUUUAGCUCAAAUUUUGUACUUUCGGGGCAAAGUAGUUUGGAACAAAUGCCUCUUUUUUAAUGAAAAUGUACAUUCCACAAUUUGUGGCAUUCCAUUUACUGAAAGAUGUAUAUAGUAUAUUACAUAAUAAUGAUGGAAUGUUUUGAAAUGUCAUGUAUGAAUGGACCAGAAUUAAGUUUAUAAUUUGUUAAUGGAACUCUGUGCUUGUUAAUUGCUUUUUUUUUCUGUCCGAAUGCCAUGAGAAGCUUUAUGUAUAUUAACAUUACAGUUGAUGAAUAAUGGACUUUUUAUCAGUGCCUCCACCAGAAAGUUUCAAUGUCUUUAUUAUUAAAACUAGAUGUAAAUAUGUAUUGUUUUAUUUUAUAUUCUGUAUUAAAGACAUUUCUAGAUGGCGGCAUAUUUUAAGUGGCUGUUAAGAAGAAUUGUUCCAUAAUAUGAUUUUAAUGGGAAUGUAUAGCCCAGUCUCUUCAUUUUACUCUGUAUAUAAAUGAUAUAUGUAUAAACUUUGUAACAUGAAAUCAAAUAAUUAAUAAUUAUCUUUGUAAUAAUAUUUAUACUUUUACUUAGUGAAUGACCAUGAAAUGUGUUCCAUAUGGGAAGAUGGUUCCCAUAUUUGCUGAAUAAAAGAACUCUAUAGGUAUAUUUUUAA
Messenger RNA from Zootermopsis nevadensis, 13310 nucleotides. Lineage: Eukaryota; Metazoa; Arthropoda; Insecta; Blattodea; Termopsidae. The record is from RefSeq and is a predicted model, not a curated record.